UAGUGGAUGCCGGGAACGGACGCUCGAGUCCUCCAUGGGCCCCACGUCGGAAAGAAUUUCUUCCCUGCCUCCCUUCGCCUCAUCUUCCUAACGACGAAGUGAGAAGAAGCAAAAGGAGACGGUGGAGGAGCAGAUCGAGAGAGAGAGAGAGAGGCGAUGAAGCCGCCGGAGAAUUCAGAGGAAGAGAGGAUGGGGAUGGGAAAGGAGGAGAGGGUCCUAAUAGAGCUUUGCUGCUCUCUUUCCACGAGAGCCCACUCCUCCUCCUCCUCUGCCUCUCCCUUCAUUCUCCAUUCCCUCUCCCACCCCUCCCCGUCCUCCAUUUUCGCGUUCCCUGGGUCUUGGUCCGCCGAGGACUGGAUUUCCGGAGACCGAGCUUCCUUCGGGGAGACGGAGGUCGACUCCUCCCUCUUCCCCUCUCUCAAGAGCAUCGGCAACGAUGUAGCCGCCCGCGUCAACAUGGCUUUCUUCCGUUCCUUCCAGAGACUCCUCGCCACUUCUAGGCUUCAAUCAGAGGUUCAUAGAGCGAUAGUUGAAAAGAAGAGGAUAGUUUUCACUGGCCAUUCUUCAGGAGGUGCAAUUGCUGCCCUUGCUACUAUCUGGUUACUAGAGCAGUGCUUCAAAUUCGACAAUAGCAGUCAAGUUAACCCUUUUUGUGUAACUUUUGGGUCUCCUCUUGUUGGAGACCAUGUUUUCCACCAUGCUCUUAAGCGAGAAAAUUGGUCACACUGCUUCUUGCAUUUUGUCAUGACACUAGAUAUUGUUCCACGGAUUCUGUUAACUCCUUUGUCAUCCUUCAAAGAAGAACUUCAAGCCAUUCUGCAUUUCUUAUGCCCUAGAUCAUUAUACUUCAGCCUUGAAUCCAUUGGGAAUUCUCAGCUGGUAACAUUUUUCUAUAGCACAGUAUUAAAGAGUGCACUAUCAAUUUCUAGCUAUAGGGCCUGUUUGUGCAUGGGAUGUACAAACCCAUCUCUGGGAGCUUUAACUGCCUUCAUCAAACUUUCUCCUUACAGGCCCUUUGGAACUUACGUUUUUUGUACCAGUAAUGGGAGAUUGGUCCAUGUGAAGAAUUCAGAUGCUAUUUUGCAAUUGUUCUUUUACUGUCUUCAGUGGGAUCCUGCACAAACAUUAUCAGAUUUUGCAAAUAAAAGCUUAAAUGAGCAUUUGCAGUACGAGUUAAAGCUAAAGGAAUACCUAAAUAUGGAAAAUGUAGUUCAUUUGGAUUGUUUGAAAGCACUUCAAUUGUCCUUAAAUAAUGGGGAUGGUGAUAAGAUGCAAGUGGUUGGAACAGCAUCAGAAGAUCUUGAAUUGAGCAAUGAAGCUAUGUUGUGUCUUCAUGCUGCAGAAGAGUGGGAGAAACAAAGACAGAGGAACCAGGUCAAGAUUGACGCCAACUAUCACAAGAUACAAGAAGCCAUGAAAUUCCUGGACAACUAUCGUGCAACAUGUGAAAUACGAGAGUUGAGUUACUAUGACACCUUCAAAUGUCAAACAGAUGUUGAAGAUUUCAAUGCUAAUGUUAAGAGACUUGAACUAGCAGGGCUUUGGGAUGAGAUUGUUGAGAUGUUGAGAAGGUAUGAACUUCCUGAUGGUUUUGAGUGUCAGAAAGAGUGGGUGGAUUUGGGUACACGAUAUCGUCAUUUGGUUGAGCCUCUGGACAUUGCCAACUACUACAGGCACUCUAAAAACGAAGAUACAGGAUCCUACUUGGAGAAGGGUAGGCCCAGACGCUAUACAUACACGCAGAGGUGGCUCGAGCACGCCCAACGAAUGACUGCAGGGUCCAGCUUGGAAUCAUGUUUCUGGGCAAUUGUUGAAGAGCUUUGUGUUAAUAGCUGUAAUAACAAGCCCUUUGAGGAGGCAAGGGAGAGGAUAUUAGAACUGGAGAACAAGACACUAGGGUGGUUCACUUCUGGGAAGCUGAGCAAAGAUGUAUUACUCGGUAAUUCGACCUUUGUCAAGUGGUGGAAGACUCUUCCCAAACAGCAUAUGUUGGAGUCUUGUAUUGCAAGAUUCAUAGAUGCGGAGGAAAAUUUGCCAAUGAUAUAAUAAUUUUGUGUUUGGUAAAAUCUCUGCUAGUUGCCGGGAGGUAAAUUUCAUGCAGCAGAUCGGCUUUUAGUUUGCUGCUAAUGAAAUAUGCUAAACAAACUGUAUUUGCCUACCGUAAAUUGGGUGAGGUUUGUUAGUAAUGAGUUACUCAUGCUAUACUAUCAUUUCACUCUAAUGACCAAGCUUUUUACAUUGUUGAUGUGGGA
Messenger RNA from Phoenix dactylifera (date palm), 2252 nucleotides. RefSeq names its product protein EDS1B-like. The record is from RefSeq and is a predicted model, not a curated record. NCBI's taxonomy places the organism in Eukaryota, Viridiplantae, Streptophyta, Magnoliopsida, Arecales, Arecaceae. Gene Ontology annotation, biological process: lipid metabolic process; defense response.